Messenger RNA from Periophthalmus magnuspinnatus, 6888 nucleotides. Its product is annotated as collectin-12-like. Gene Ontology annotation, biological process: protein transport to vacuole involved in ubiquitin-dependent protein catabolic process via the multivesicular body sorting pathway. Gene Ontology annotation, molecular function: ubiquitin binding; phosphatidylinositol binding. The transcript is spliced from 25 exons. Bases 432 to 4241 code for a protein of 1269 amino acids. The record is from RefSeq and is a predicted model, not a curated record. Gene Ontology annotation, cellular component: ESCRT-0 complex. NCBI's taxonomy places the organism in Eukaryota, Metazoa, Chordata, Actinopteri, Gobiiformes, Gobiidae.
UGUUCCUUAGCAACAGCCCUCCACUACCCCACGUUCAGAUUCCAACUCCUUUUGAGCCUCUCCGGUUUCUACUACCACUACUACUACAACAACUGCUCCUACUACUACUGCUGCUGCUCCUGCUGCUGCUGCUGAGCUCAACUGGAAACUCCCCCUCACCUCCGCAUCAUUCCAAACAACUCCUGAAUUGGCGGUUUUUAUCCUUUUUGCUCUCUCAAACUCUUUCAAAGCUGCAGUAAAGUUCAUCCCCGACGUCACUGGCGCUGCGUAACGUUACCUGCAUUGGAGGAGGUUAGCACGUGCGCGAGGAAUAACGGAUGUUUAAUUGUUUAUAUAGAUAGGACUUUUAUCAGGGUGCACAUGUGGAUCAGGGCGAUGCUGUGGAUGUGACGGACAGCUGCUUCAAAAACGGUUCACUGCUUUCAGCCACAAUGAAAGACGACUUUGCUGAUGAAGAGGAGGUGCAGUCCUUUGGAUAUAAGAGGUUUGGUAUUCAAGAGGGAACCGAGUGCACCAAAUGUAAAAAUGACUGGGCCUUACGAGCUGCCAUUGCCCUGCUUUACGUCCUCUGUGCCCUGCUCACCAUCGCAGUGGCUGUCCUUGGAUUCAAAGUGGUCCAGAGAAUGGAUAAUGUGACAGAGGGCAUGCAGAAUUAUGGGGGCAAGAUCAGUGACGUGGAGACAGAUCUAAAGAAAUUCGGUAACCAAGCAGGACAGAAGUCAAUAAAUGCUACCAGUGAAAUCCGGACUUUUAAGUCUGACUUGGAGACGCUAAGGAGGCAGCUGGACGAGAUUGCACUCAGAGCCACAAAGAACCGGGACGUCCUGGAGGAGCUGCGUCUGACGGGGGGAGACAUGCAGACCACACACACCUCUUUACAGGGUGUUUUGGACUCCAACUCUGCGUCUCUGCGCUCUGUCAACCAGACCCUAACCUCCUACAGUGCCAUGUUGGACAAUCUACAGACAAACACGGCCUACCUCCAGUCAGAAAUACAGACACAGGUGAAAGUGCAAGGGGAGAGCCAGGUCACCAUCAGUGCACUAAACAUCAGCCAAACUCAACAGAGAAACCUGCUGAGCAGUCUGCAGAAGACCGUGGAGGACGCAGGCCAGGCGGUGCAGAGACUCAAGAAUGACUACCAGGGUCUGCAGCAGAGUGCUCGCCAGGCCCGCUCCGACACCGAGUGGCUCAAAGAGAAAGUCCAGAACCUGCAGGUGUUAGCGGCUAAUAACUCUGCCCUGACUCGCUCCAACGGGGAGGCACUGGAGGACCUGGGGGUUCAGCUCAGCACUUUGGCCAGUCAGAUCCAGAAUGCCUCAACCCUGACUGAAAUCCAUGAUCAGACUCUCCGAGAGCUGAUGGACCACCAGAGGGACCACGACAAUAGCACCUCAGCCCGCUUUGACGAGGUGGAGGCACGAUUGGACCGCCAUGAGAGCGACAUGGACCGGGUGACAGGGAACGUGAGCUUCUCCUCUCAGCUGCUGGGGGCCAUCAGCUCCGACCUGAAUGGGAUGAGAGCGUGUGCGGAAACAGUGAUGAAGCACACAGACCUGAUUGUGGCUCUGAACAGCAGCGUGACUGAGGCCCGCGCUGACAGUAGAGACCUGAAGGCCCAGCAGGACGACCUGGUGUCCCGUUUGGACAAAGAGGUGACCAGUCUGUCCACUGUGAUGGAGGAGAUGAAACUGGUGGACAGCAAACACUCGCAGCUCAUCACCAACUUCACCAUCCUGCAAGGCCCUCCUGGUCCCAGGGGUCCCAAAGGAGACAGGGGUGCACAGGGCCCUGUUGGCCAGAGUGGACCCAAGGGUGACAAAGGAGAUAAAGGCGCGGCUGGGGUCGUGGGGCCUAAAGGAGAGAGAGGAGCUCCUGGUCCCACAGGUGCUAUAGGGCCAAAGGGUGCAGCAGGCGUGAGAGGCCUCCCUGGAGCCAAAGGGUCCAGAGGAGCUGGAGGCAGGCCUGGGAUACCUGGUGAGAAAGGAGACCCAGGGUCUCAGGGACAGCCUGGCCGGGAUGGGCUCAGGGGACUGCCGGGUCUUCCAGGACCACCAGGGCCCAGAGGAGCCCCAGGACCCCCAGGUCAGGAUGGUCUGCGGGGUCCUGUGGGCCCCAUCGGCCCCCCUGGGCCUCCAGGUUUACCAGGGCUCCCAGCUCCGCCUCCUCGGGCCCCGCAGCCUCGGCCCACGCAGCUCCCCAAACCCCCUAAACCCCCAAAGCCGGCUGUAGCCACAGAGCAGCCUGAACGUACAGUGACACGGGAGGUCCAACCCACUGCCCCCCCUACUGCUGUUCCCGGCUGCCCUCUAAAUUUUAAAAAAUGGAGAGGAAGCUGCUAUUAUUUUUCCUCUGUUGCUCAAAGACUCAACUUCGAUGAGGCCAACAACUUUUGUGCCAACAUUUCAACACAAUUGCUGAUAAUCAGUGACAAUGAUGAACAGCAAUACAUUCAAAACUCUAUUGCUGGGAAGACGUACUUCUGGCUGGGCCUCACAGACAGAGAGAAAGAGAAUGAAUGGAAAUGGGUGGAUGGGACAUUACCUCAGUUCACAAACUGGAAGCCGGGGCAGCCUGAUAAUUGGACCCAUGGACAUGAGGACGGAGAGGACUGCGCUGGGCUCAUUCACCAGGCCAAGUGGAAUGACUUUUACUACAGAAAUAUAUAUACAUCAGCAAUGCCUCUCUUCACGACAAACCCUUUUGAUCAAGAUGUGGAGAAAGCGACGAGUGAGAUGAACACGGCUGAGGACUGGGGCCUCAUUCUGGACAUAUGUGAUAAGAUAGGACAGUCACGCACUGGGCCAAAGGAAUGCCUUCGCUCUGUAAUGAGACGGGUAAACCACAAGGAUCCCCAUGUGGCCAUGCAGGCUCUCACUCUUCUUGGGGCUUGUGUCUCAAACUGCGGCAAAAUUUUCCAUUUGGAGGUGUGCUCUCGGGAGUUUGCCAGUGAAGUCAGUAGUGUAUUAAACAAGGGUCAUCCUAAGGUGUGUGAGAAGCUUAAGGCCCUUAUGGUAGAGUGGGCAGAAGAUUUCCGUAAUGACCCCCAACUUAGUCUGAUCUCAGCCAUGAUCAAAAACCUACGAGAGCAAGGGGUCACUUUCCCCGCUGUGGGCUCACAGGCUGCAGAACAAGCAAAAGCAAGCCCAGCGUUAGUGGCAAAAGAUCCAGCCACUGCAACCACCAAAAAAGAGGAAGAAGACCUGGCUAAAGCUAUUGAACUGUCUCUGAAGGAGCAGCGUCAGCAGCCUCAGACCUCCCUGUCCAGCCUGUAUCCCAACACCUCCAGUCUGCUCUCCUCUCACAAGUCCGAUGGGAGGAAAGUCCGUGCCAUCUACGACUUUGAGGCCGCUGAGGACAAUGAGCUUACUUUCAAGUCCGGAGAAAUCAUUACUGUUCUAGAUGACAGUGAUCCAAACUGGUGGAAAGGGGAAACGUAUCAGGGAGUGGGUCUGUUUCCGUCCAACUUUGUGACAGCUGAUCUGACAGCUGAGCCCGAAAUGAUAAAGACAGAGAAGAAGUCUGUGCAGUUCAGUGAAGAAGUCCAGGUGGAAACUAUAGAGCCAGAGCAGGAGCCUGUGUACAUAGACGAGGAUAAAAUGGACCAGCUAUUGCAGAUGAUCCAGAGUGCAGAUCCCACAGAUAACCAAUCAGACAGUGUAGAACUUCUCCAGUUAGAAGGUGCUUGUAAUCAAAUGGGGCCUCUCAUUGACCAGAAGUUGGAGGACAUAGACGGGAAACACUCUGAGUUGUCAGAGCUCAAUGUAAAGGUGAUGGAGGCUCUGUCUUUGUACGCCAAGUUGAUGAAUGAAGAUCCAGUUUAUGCCAUGUAUGCCAAGCUGCAGAGCCAACAGUACUACAUGCAGCAGCCCAACAACGCAACACAACAGGUGUACCCAGGUCCGCCUGCCUCUGGGUCUUAUGCCAUGAGCGGCCCCGCAGUCCAGGGUUACACUGUUCCUAUGGAGCAACUCCCAGCUGGAGCACCUAUUCCUGGACAACCAGCCCCUAGUGAUGUUCACAUGUACAUGGGACAGCCCCCUGUCUACACAGCACCCCCUGGCAGCAUGCCCCCCUCUGAAGUCCAGUCCUACCAGAACCCUGCCGCUGCCCCAGGACCAGCUCCAGGCCCUAAUCCCUCUGCACUCACACAAGCCCCAAACUACAGCGCCCCUUCUGGUCAGAGCAUAGCACCUUCAGACGCUGCCCAAGCCCCUUACCUAGAGAAAGCCUUGCUAUAGGUCUCACUGUUAAGUUUGUUCCCACACCACACUUCAGGCCUGAUCAAAUGGAGGUUUAGCAUGAUGCCUGUGUCUUAAAUUUCAUGUAAGAAUUGUUUUUUGAGGAGCAGGGUGGUUGGAGUGCUCUUGCCUAUAAGGAAAGCUGUUUGUAAAAUUCUCAGGCAGACUAAUAGUAACCUCUUUGCUGGUCUCCCCGUGUUAUAAAGGACUCCAAAUUAAUAAUUCCCCAUCAAAGAAAUGAGUGAAUGAUUCUCUGGCGGUGUAAAAGUGACGACCUAACAACUAGUGAAAAGUGGCUCUUGAUCAGGUCUACCCACUUUAAGUAAUUUGGAUUUGUUCAAACCAUCUAUAAGACUGCUCAGCUGGAGAUAAUGAAGUGAAAAAGGUAAAUGCAUUUUAACAUUGGUUACUCCAUUAUGACCAUGAUAUGGGUUGCACUGUCAGCCAGUAGGUUGUCAUUUUAACAUAUUUGAAUAUUUUAUUGCUGCACUUUGGUUUAUUUAUAGUUUUUCAUUGUUUUGCCACCUCUUUUUGAUCAGCCCUGAAAGAAACACUGGAUACAUAAUACACUACAAGACAUGCUAUGGGAAAGGCAUCUUCUAUAGUAUGUAAUAGGUUAACUACCCAUUUACUAACUGAACAGUCACUAGGGGGCAGCCUUCUCACCCACUCCUCCGAUGAAAACUGACUAUGGAUCACACAGGCUUAACAUGGCGUUUUUAUUCUAAUGAUACAAGGACUAUGAUUAUUAAAAAUAGAUUACUUCUCUGUAUAUGUUGUUCACUUUUAGAAGUACUGAAACUGACGCCACUUUUUGUUUUUGUUUUUUUGGAGGGAAAAAUCUCAAGAAGCAGCAUGCACAACCUUUUGUAAAUACUGUAAUGAUUUGGUAGUGACCACGAAUCAAGUGUGUUCAAUUCCCAGCCUUAAGGUAGACCAUUUUAGAGUAGUGGUAUUGAAUCAAAAAGACACAAUAUGCAAGUGCUUAUGUUCUUUAUAAAAAAUAUAUUAUAAGGUAUACACAACACUAGAUAAUAAAACAACACAGUCAGAUUUAUAUAAUUCACUUAAACCUGUAACUAACUGGUCAUAUUUACCAAGCUAAAGCUGAAUUUUUAUCUCAAACAAUGUCAGUUCUAAUUAAUUAUUUCCUAUUCACGGGUUUCAGGCAAAUAUUUCCUUCUUUCCCUAAUCAAAAAAACAUAACAUUAAUUACUGUCACCACAGCAAUUAAGCUUGAAUACCCAUGAAUAAUAUGAAACCAGAACUAGCAGUUGUUCCAAAACUGAUUUAGCAUUUGCCAAUAUUGCAAUAAUAAGAAUCAAAUUGUGAAGUCUACCUUUUGUAAACUGAAUCAUUCGGCUGGUUGGUCACACUUGUAUCUGAGGAGCGUAAAACUGGCUGAACCCCAAGUGUUGAAAACAUUUGUGUUUCAAAACAUUAUUUUCGUAGUGCAUUUUAACUUAUGGUUUUGAUUGUUAUGCUAUUUUUAAAUGGAGAAAUCUUGCAGGAUGGAUGUAUGUAUUCACAGAGCAGGCGUAUGAUGUAUUAUUUUGUUGUAUAUUUAAAUUACUCGGGACAUGUCUGUGUUGUACUGUAAGGUCAAAUGUGAAUAACAAGCCACCCUCAAAAUUUUGGAGAGCAAAAAACAAAUUUCAGGGUUUGUUGACAUCUCUAGGCUCUCAGUCAGUUACAGUGUUGAAGCUUUAAGAUCAAAAUAUUCAAAAACUCACCUUUCUCAUGUUUGAAAAAUGCUGCUUCUCGAGUUGUCUGCGAGUAUUGAUGGGAUUGAAAUUGCAAAGUACAUAAUAUGUUGUAGCCAUAAUGUAUAAUGAUGCACAGGGAAGGAAGAGUACGAAUGAAAACUUGACCUCUUAGGAUAUUAUGUUCUCAAUUACAUUUCAUUUUAACACUGUUUUCCCCUUUAUAUAAUCCAACACUAAACUACACAACUUAGACUGGUCAAAACAUUACAAAUUCAAUGCAUUUCUGUUCCUCAUUUUAAAGCCAUAAGCAUUUAUUUAAAAAGUUGAGUAUUUCAACUUUGAUUUUAAUCUGUGGUUACUUAAUUUCAAAUUCCAUUAUUUAACUUUGAGGAUUUUGGUCCUGAUACCCUUUCUAACACACUUUUAAGUUUGUUUUAUUUACCACAGCGAUUAGUGUUCAUCACGACUAAUAAAAAUCCUAUUAAAAAUGUGUUAAAUAUAUGAAACCUAUCAAUCUUUGUAGUGUACAGCUAAAUUUAAACUUAAAAAUGAAAGACUGAAAUGCAUUGACAUAUGUUCUUGCUGACUUAAUGAUGAUCUAAGACUUUGUACUGCCUUCCUCUGACUUAAAAAGUAGCCAAUAAGCAGUUGGAUGUAAGAUGGUAUGUGAUAAACUUGCAGGUAUUGUGGGACCAUUGUUUGGACUUGGAGCCAGUCUAUAUCACACAUUUUGAACAUGUAACGUAUUGUGGCAGCACAUCGAUGCACCUCAGCAUGGGGUAACUGUUGUACAGGAUCUAAACUUCCUGUGUAAGUUUAUGUUGGAAGGAACAUCACUUUAUUGUACAAGUACUGUCUAAAGUUGUACCCCGCUGUUGGUAUGUAUUCUUUUAACCAUACUUAUUAAUUGGUAUUGACAAUAAAAACAGGCCAAAUGUACA